Molecule: messenger RNA, 1444 nt
Organism: Aspergillus heteromorphus CBS 117.55
Lineage: Eukaryota; Fungi; Ascomycota; Eurotiomycetes; Eurotiales; Aspergillaceae
Product: protein N-lysine methyltransferase family protein
Exons: 2
Coding region: 58-1146 (362 amino acids)
Source: RefSeq, a predicted model, not a curated record
CUCAAUUGAUUGCUGCGGUGCUCAGUGACUACGUCUGAGCAGUUGCUCGUCUGACCCAUGGUUUACUACAUUCGUUUCCUCAAGACCCCUCGGUUGCUGAAGCAGAAGCCCGGGUCUGUAUCCGUCUCCGCGCUGAUCUGCAUCACCACCGAUCUGGGCGAUGCAUUUCUCGCACAAGAUGUGGAUUUGCUCCUAACACUGGGUCUCAAUGACUCGGGGAAAGUCCUGUAUCAAGAACCUUUAAAUUGGAAGGCGGGCAAGCGCGAGCUUCCCAUAACGCUUGGACCAUUCUCUGCCAAUCUUGCCCAACAGGCAAUCGUCCUAAGCGUGACUGCUGCUGGGCUUAAAAAGCCUCGCUCAUCCUCACCCGAUCGACUUCUAGAUACCUCUAAUCUUCCUUUGGUAAUUUCGGCCUGGAGUGCACCCUUUGGUGGACCGCACUCUCUUGUGUCUGAAAAGCUUGUUGAAAGACGGUUUGGGCCGAAGGAUCGACUAGGCCUCCGAAUCUGGGAAGAGACGGGAAACAGCAUCGCCCGGCAUAUCUGGGAUGCAGCAAUUGCUUCGGUCAUAUAUCUCCAGCGGAUAAUCGCUGGAGACCCUGCGGUCUCUGCACCGUUACUGCAAGGCCUUCUACAAGGCCAACGCACUUCUCCUCUCCAUGUUCUCGAACUGGGAUCUGGCUGUGGCAUUGUUGGAAUUGCUCUUGCAGAGCUACUCCCUCAAUGUUCCGUGGUUCUCACUGAUCUACCUGAAGUAGAGGAAAUUGUAACUCAGAACAUAGACGUUGCGAGACCGACUGAUUCCUCCGGGAUCGAAUUUCGUACACUUGACUGGGACGAGGAACUUCCGAGCGAUCUGUGUGGAGGCUCAGUCGAUCUGGUUCUUGUUUCAGACUGUACUUACAAUGCAGAUAGUUUGCCUGCUCUCGUUUCAGUGCUGAAACGCUUAGUACAGAUGUCUCCCGAGGCUAUCAUCUUGGUCGCACUGAAGAGAAGGCAUGAGAGCGAGUCUAUCUUCUUUGAUCUCAUGCAGUCCGCCGGGCUCUUCAGUCUGCAUUUAGAUCAAAUGCAGCUUCCAUCUCAACAUGACCAGCUGGAUCAGAUUGAGUUGCAUUGCUAUGGCCGUGAAAGAUACAUUUCCAAUUGACGCUCACCAGUUACUCACUGAGACAACCGUGGUACCCUGGGAUUCAGCCCAUACAACUUGGCGCCAGCAGAAUGUUUUGAGUCCCUUCCUGCACACAGAAUAGACUAUGUUGGUGUAUAAAGCAAUACCAGCGGACGGGACUAUCCUUCUCCGACUGCUUCUCGUGCAUUCUCAUGCAUGUAUCCAGGAGCCCACAAAUUCUGGCUUUUGUGUUAUUCUCGUGAUUUGGGCUCAUCUGGGGAAUAAGCUAAACCCCAACUCCCUAUCUCGAGUCCAAGGCCUUUUUGACUGUCCCUGA